Cyphellophora attinorum is the source of this 1818-nucleotide messenger RNA. Its product is annotated as N-acetyltransferase eso1. Gene Ontology annotation, cellular component: nucleus; site of double-strand break; replication fork. NCBI's taxonomy places the organism in Eukaryota, Fungi, Ascomycota, Eurotiomycetes, Chaetothyriales, Cyphellophoraceae. Gene Ontology annotation, molecular function: DNA-directed DNA polymerase activity; damaged DNA binding. The record is from RefSeq and is a predicted model, not a curated record. The transcript is spliced from 2 exons. The coding region runs from base 1 to 1818 and encodes 605 amino acids. Gene Ontology annotation, biological process: error-prone translesion synthesis; response to radiation.
AUGUCAUCACCCACCUCGAGUCGCCACGAUGCUCAACCACAAUCGCGCUUCACCUUUCGUGACCUGAGACUACUGGGCCAGUCUUCUGUCAACUCGCCGCUUCGUGUGAUCACUCUGAUCGAUUUCGACUGCUUCUACGCUCAAUGCGAGAGUGUACGCCUGGGGCUGUCGCCAGAUCAGCCACUGGGCGUGCAGCAAUUCAAGCAUGUUAUAGCGAUGAACUAUGCUGGCCGAGCGGCCGGCUUGAAGAAAGUCGUCAACGCUGAGGAAGCAAAGUUGAAGUGCCCGAGUAUUGUCCUUCAACAUGUGCCGACAUGGCGAGAGGGCGAUACGACGUGGCGAUACAGAGAUGAUGCGCUCGAGCAUAUGGACAUCGACAAGUCUUCGCUGGACUACUAUCGCCUGCAGUCGAAGAAGGCUAUGGCUGUGUUGAAGCAGACACUGCCUGGAGACCGUCAACUUAUCGAGAAAGCUGGCAUCGAUGAGACUUAUGUCGAUCUGUCAGGCCCCGUCCAUCAAGAACUACUGAAGCGAUUUCCUGAGUUUGUCACAGAGCCACCUUCUCUGGAUGCGCACCUUCCACUGCCCAUCGAUCCGCUCCUCGACUGGAGCGAUACCGCUGUGGAAGAGGACACGAGCGAUGAAGCACGACAGCAUGUCGAUUGGGAUGACAUUGCAUUACAUAUUGGCUGUGAGCUUGUCAAAUCAAUUCGUUCCGCCGUACAAUGUGAGUUGCAAUACACGUGCUCGGCUGGAAUAGCACGCAAUAAAGUGGUGGCGAAGCUUGCAGCUGGUCACAACAAGCCGAAUCGUCAGACUGUCGUUAGAACCUGUGGCAUAGAGCCUUUCCUCCAACAGUACAAAUUCACCAAGAUUCGUGGCCUUGGAGCAAAGCUAGGACGACAAGUCAGCAAGGCCUUCGAGACAGAACUCGUGUCUGACCUGCUGAAUGUCCCGCGCGCGACUCUGGCUUCCAAGAUCGGUAGCUCCUCCGCCGCUUGGGUUUACAAUGUCAUACGCGGCAUCGAGUACUCUGAGGUCACAGACCGCACACAGCUGAAGUCUGUGCUUUCAGCAAAGACAUUCAUGGUCAGCCUACAAGAUAUCUCACAGGCCGAGAAGUGGCUCUACAUCUUCGCGGCAGACAUCAUGGGUCGCUUGGAAGACCUUGGCGGAGAUCGAAGACCAAAGACAGUGGCUGUACAUUUGCAGGUGAAUGGUCCGCGUGCUCCGACACGUUCCAAGCAGGGGCCAAUCCCGUUAGGUGCAAAGCUGGAUACAGAUCUCUUGUUGAAGCUAUCUCGAGACUUACUUUUGGCGUUGGAGAAGGAAGGCGCGACUUGGCCGCUGGUCACGCUUUCCGUGUCUGUCAAUGAUUUGGUGGAUGUUGAAAGGGGAAGCCGCGCAGUUGAUUCGCUGUUUGCUGCAGCAGGCAAGACAUCGCCACUGCCGUCGUCGCGAAACAGCAAUGGGUGGAGUUCAAAUGCAAAAGUGGUGGACACCAAAGUGGUGGAAACUGUCAAAGAUACGAGAGCAAAUCCGAAGAAACGGACACUUUUCGACCUGGGCUUUGCACAGCAGGGAUCGAGAAACGAGCACAUGUCAAAGAAAGUCCGUGCCAUUGAUAACCUGACAGCGAAGGACGAAGCUAAAGGCGAUAUCAACGGGUCUGGUUCACCAUUGCAUGAAGAUGCACCAGAUGUGGAAGACGGCGAGGGUGCAUACGACUGUCCGACAUGUGCUCGACCCGUUCCAGCGUCGGAUGUGCUCGAGCAUCUCGAUUGGCAUGCUGCAGUAGAGCUGUCUGAAAACGGUUGA